Molecule: messenger RNA, 1110 nt
Organism: Gossypium arboreum
Lineage: Eukaryota; Viridiplantae; Streptophyta; Magnoliopsida; Malvales; Malvaceae
Exons: 2
Coding region: 1-1110 (369 amino acids)
Source: RefSeq, a predicted model, not a curated record
AUGAAGACUUACCUGCAAGCCUUUGAUCUGUGGGAAGUUGUCAACACUAAUGCUGAGCUAGCUCCACUCAAAGUCAAUCCCAUAGUGGCUCAAAUCAGGCAAUACACAGAUGAGAGGACCAAGAGGCAUAAAGUCAUGUCUUGCAUUCAGAACUGUGUGUCUGAUGUUAUUUUCACUAGAAUCAUGGCUUGUGAGACUCCAAAGCAGGCCUGGGACAAGCUUAAGGAGGAGUUCCAAGGCACAGAGAGGACAAGGCAACAACAGUUAUUGAAUUUGAGAAGAGAUUUUGAAAAUUUGAAGAUAAAGGAGGAAGAAACAGUGAAGCAAUACUCAGAUAGAAUCAUGGCUAUUGUGAACAGCAUAAGGUUGCUAGGAGAACAGUUCAGUGAGGCAAGGAUUGUAGAGAAGGUGUUCUCAACAUUGCUUGAAAGAUAUGAGGCAAAAAUCUCAUCCCUAGAGGAUUCGAGAGACCUUGCAAGCAUCUCCUUAACUGAGCUCAUUAAUGCCCUUUAUGCUCAGGAGCAAAGGAGAGCCAGCAGGAUGGAGGAGCACCAGGAAGGUGCUUUUCAAGCUAAGGCCAAAGCUGCCUCGAGCAUCUCUGCCUAUAAAGGCAAGAAGAACUGGAGAAGUAGGCCUAAGCUUGAUACUGCAAGAAGGGGAGAUCAACUCUCAGAUAUUGUAAAAGGCCUAGUCAUCCAGAGGCCAAAUGUUGGUUCAGACCAGAUGUCUUGUGUCAACAUUGAAAGAAGAAAGGGCAUGUUGAAAGGGUAUGCAAAGAAAAAGGCAGACCUGGGCAAAAUCAAGCAUAACACAAGAAUGAAGAAGCUCGAGUGGCUGAAGACAGUAGUGACCAUGAAGAGCAGUGGUUGCACAAACCAUACGUCACCAGAUGCAACCAUUUUCAAAACAUUGGAUAGAAGCUGGAAAACCAAGGUGAAAAUUGGCAAUGGUCAGUUCAUCAAGGCUGAAGGAAAGGGAGAUGUGCUAAUAUGCACUUCCACGGGAGAUAAGGUCAUCACAAAUGUGCUGCUGGUGUCUGAGAUUGACAGGAACCUUCGUAGCAUUGCUCAACUGCUUGAAAAGGGCUACUCAGUUGUGUUCAAGGGCUAG